This is a messenger RNA of Amorphotheca resinae ATCC 22711, 1166 nucleotides long. RefSeq lists its product as hypothetical. The record is from RefSeq and is a predicted model, not a curated record. NCBI's taxonomy places the organism in Eukaryota, Fungi, Ascomycota, Leotiomycetes, Helotiales, Amorphothecaceae. Gene Ontology annotation, molecular function: oxidoreductase activity, acting on NAD(P)H, oxygen as acceptor. The transcript has 3 exons. Gene Ontology annotation, cellular component: intracellular anatomical structure. The coding region runs from base 78 to 944 and encodes 288 amino acids.
CUCAAACAUUUCCUCCAAUACCCCAAGAAUCAAUCUUUGAAGCUCUAAAGCUGCGAUUCCCAGUCCUGCAAGCAAUCAUGUCUACGAACCCCGUUUUCAAGUCCGGCAACAUCGCUGUAAUCACUGGUGGGGCUUCAGGAAUUGGCCUGGCCCUGUCGACAAAGUGUGCCGGCUAUGGUAUGAAGGUUGUGAUGGUAGACAACAAUGGCUCCAACCUCUCGUCGGCGAAGAGUGCUAUCAAAGGGGACGUUGACACUGUGGAGAUGGAUGUCACCAAAAUUGAGGACUUCGAGAAGCUGAAAUCAAAAAUUGCUAAAGAUUAUGGAGGCAAGAUCGACCUCCUGGUCCUGAAUGCAGGAAUAGGUGGGCGCGGUACCUGGGAAGACACAUCCUAUUUCCACAAAAUCCUCGACGUGAACUUGUUCGGGGUUAUACACGGUCUCAAUACCCUGCUCCCCUUAGUUACAGCAUCAUCUUCGGCCUCCAGCCCCGCCAGUAUAAUAAUCACAGGAUCGAAACAAGGUAUUACGAACCCGCCGGGCAAUCCGGCAUAUAAUGCUUCCAAGGCCGCGGUAAAGGCGCUCGCGGAGCACCUCUCCUUCGACCUCUCGAAAUCAUCUCCGACGACCAGCGUGCACUUGCUAGUACCCGGCUGGACAUUCACAGGCCUUUCAGGCAAUGCUCCCUUUGCGACUGGGGCAGAGAAGAAGGAGAAGCCCGCCGGAGCAUGGAGUCCGGAGCAAGUUGUCGAUUAUCUUGAAGAGAAAAUGGAACAGGGGAAGUUUUAUAUCAUAUGUCCCGAUAACGAUGUCACGGAGGAGACCGAUAAGAAGAGGAUGCUUUGGAGUGCGAACGAUAUUGUACAAGGGCGACCGCCGUUGACAAGAUGGCGUGAAGACUAUGCAGCGGAGGCUGAGGAGUGGAUGGCCAAGCAGAAAAUCUGAACGAGGAGCAAGUCAAGACGAAGACGCAAUUCUCAAAACCGGACUAAAAAACAAAGCCUGAAAAAGACUUUUCCUCCAUUCCCCUAAUUUGACAUAGUACAUACUCAUGAUGAGUCCAGGCCUGAAACUCCCCCAUUCGCCAAUGAGCCAGUGAUGUGAUUAUCUACUAUGUCCUUGGUUUGGUCCCAACAAUGAGAUUGACGCUCUCCCGCACAGUAUCAC